This is a messenger RNA of Coprinopsis cinerea okayama7#130, 1357 nucleotides long. Its product is annotated as kynureninase. NCBI's taxonomy places the organism in Eukaryota, Fungi, Basidiomycota, Agaricomycetes, Agaricales, Psathyrellaceae. The transcript is spliced from 7 exons. Gene Ontology annotation, molecular function: kynureninase activity; pyridoxal phosphate binding. The record is from RefSeq and is a predicted model, not a curated record. The coding region runs from base 23 to 1357 and encodes 444 amino acids. Gene Ontology annotation, biological process: NAD+ biosynthetic process. Gene Ontology annotation, cellular component: cytoplasm.
CGACCUCUACCAUCCACUACCAAUGUCAGCUACAACAGACCUGAACGUCCCCCUCAGCAAUGAGUUUUUGCGCCCGAUAAAUCGAGAGAUUGGCGCUGUGGACAGCCCAGAACCAGGGAACGGGGCUGUUUAUCUUUGUGGCAAUUCCUUGGGACUGUUGUCGAACCGCUCCAAUCAGAUGGUCCAAGAAGAGCUUAAAGCAUGGGGGACGCGCGCCGUCGUUGGGCAUUUCUCGCAUCCUCAGGAUCGUCCAUGGGUCACCUGUACCGAUAAGGUGAACCCUUUGAUGGCUGAACUAGUUGGGGCGAAUGAGAAAGAAGUCGCGUGUAUGGGCACGUUGACCAAUAAUCUUCAUCUCAUGAUGGAUUCGUUCUAUAAACCAACUGCUGAACGAUAUAAAAUUGUCUGCGAAGCGAAAGCCUUUCCCUCGGAUCAAUAUGCAUUUGCAUCACAAGUAAAGGCCCAUGGGUUCGACCCUGAAGAAGCUAUUAUUGAAGUAUCACCGAGGGAUGGUGAAUACACCCUCAGGGAAGAAGAUAUACUCGGCGUCCUUGAGGCAAACGCCUCGUCCAUCGCCCUUGUCCUUUUCAGUGGUAUCCAAUAUUAUACGGGCCAGUAUUUCCCCAUGAAAUCCAUCACGAAGAAGGCCAAAGAUUUGGGUUGCAUUUGUGGCUGGGACCUUGCCCACGCCUUUGGUAACGUCCCCUUAUCACUUCACGACUGGGAUGUGGACUUUGCCGUCUGGUGCACUUAUAAAUACGGGAAUUCGGGGCCCGGGGGUAUCGCGGGUCUGUUCAUCCACGAGAGGUGGCAUAAAGUUGAGAAACCUAAGUAUGCUGGUUGGUGGGGCCACGAACUGGCCACGCGGUUCAAGAUGCCUCCCAAAUUCUCACCUACACCUGGUGCGCAGGGAUUCCAACAAUCCAACCCCUGUGUGCUCGCCGUUGCCUCGCUCUACGGGUCCCUUCAAAUCUUCAAAGAAGUAGGCGGGACCUCUGUUCUGCGGGAACGGUCUCUCCUUCUCACCGGGCACCUCGACCAAUUGCUUCGUGCGUCGAAAUACUUUGUACCUCCAGGUGAAGCCAUUACCGCUUCGAAGCGAUCGAGCCCUGGCUUCACGAUCAUCACCCCAAGCGAUCCCGAAGCACGAGGGGCACAAUUAUCGCUUCUUUUCCUACCUGUUGGUGGGGGGAUCAUGGUCAAAGUCUUUGACUAUUUGAUCAAGCAUGGUGUGGUUGGAGAUGAACGAGAACCGGACGUUAUCCGCCUUGCACCUGCACCUCUUUACAACACCAUUGCGGACUGCGACGCAGCAGUUCGCUACUUGAACGAGGCCUUAGACACUCUCAGUAAAUAA